GUCUUCGUUCGCUCAGCUUUGUUUCUUCUUUGGUAUAAUUCCGCUGACCUGUGUACACAUUAGUAAAUGUAUAUGCAAUCUGUCAGCGGUUUGACGUCUAAACCAAAACUCAACUCAGCUUGCUCAGCAAAACAAAGAUGUAACAGAUGAUCAUGGCGGAAUAUUUUCAGGACAGAACCGACUCAAAGCCCAUGAUUACUCCGUUAACUCAGACCUGUCCGCUAUGUGGUAUCAAGAAAAAGCGUUUUACGUGUACUUCAUGCGUCCAGAGUGGAGACUUUCGUCAUUCUAAUGAAAGAUGCCUUGAGAGGUAUGCAGAGAAAUUUAGGAAAUUCGAGAUUUUAAAGAGGUUAAAAAAUGAAUAUGAGAAACGAGCGCUAGAUGUAAUAAGAAAACAAGAAAAUACGGAGAAAUUGAAUUGCGAACUAAUCAGCUGCAGACAGAAGGUUCUACUUUUGAAGCUGGUGGUAAAGGAAGCAACACUUGAUACAGAAUCAGCAAGCCAAACUCUGAAGGAGCUGAGAGAGUGGAAUGACAAAACACAGAUGAGACAAAUGGAACAUUCAGAACAGCUGCGAAGGAAGGCAAAGCAGUUACUACAGUUUCAGGCAGAGAAAAAUGAUCCUCACAGGUUUACAACUGCAACGAAAGAAAUUGGAGAAAAGAAGCUCGAAGAAAUAGCAUUCGAAUCCAUUCCCCUCAGCCGUGGAAGCGUGGAAUUAUUAUCAGGCUUAUUUUUUUUACAAAACAUUACAAGUCUUUCCCUUUUAGAUAUCCAGUGUGACAUUGAGAGCGAAAAUAAUGACGGAAACCGCGAGUCGGAGCUGGCCGAGGCCACCCGUACAUCUUACAUUGAAGGACGUUGGGUGUCUGAGGAGGAGGAUGUGCGAGUGGUGUACUCAAUAAAUGGUGCAUGUUUACCAGGGAAUGGGGACUACUCGUCAUAUUACGAAUGGGUCAAGGCACGCAGGAAUGGCUCCAGAGAACUCGCUUCCGAUGAAGAAAUCUCUCUUAAAACGCCAGCUUUUAGGAUGACCGCUGCUCUUACACACGCCUGUCAAAUGCUGAAACUCAUGGCGUUCUAUUUGGACGUGAUUCUACCAAAAAGAAUAAGCUACAGUGAAUUUUGUCAGCGUGAAUUAAGUAAAAAGGACUUUAAAAGCGCUGUGGAUCGAUUGAACACAAACGUGCUUCACUUGUGUUUCACGCAGGUAAGAGCAAAGCCAAGCAUGAUUUCAGUUGCCAAUAUUUGGGGAGGCCCGUUUGAGUGUCAUCCCGAGUUGAUACCAAUUAGCAGCGAAAAGGACGACUCUGAUUCCAGUGAUCAAAACUACUCAGCUUCGGAAGACGCGAACAGUGAAUCAGAUGCCGAGUGGGAAAACCUGCCCGCCAACUUGGUCCACACGACAGACUCAUCCACUCACCAAGGGACUAUGUCGCAGUCCAAGUCGUCAGAAGGUAGCCAGAAAACGGACGAGCCCGCGACAGCCGCGAGCCUGGUCAGUUCAGCAGCUGCGUCUGUGGCUGCGCUUUGGCCGUGGAAAAAAUGACAUUGGUUUUAUGCUUGUUUUAAUUCUUUGUUUCUUUUAGAAGAUUUGACUCAGGUCUAUAAGUAAUUCAGGGAAAAAUAUGAUUUGUUGGGGUUCUACUAACUGGAAAUUCAGUAGAUUUUGUAUUGGGAAUUGCUUUCUGCUAUACUUUCAACCAAGUUGGUGAAAUAAAUACCCUUUCUUUCUCGAAA
Messenger RNA from Stylophora pistillata, 1741 nucleotides. RefSeq names its product beclin 1-associated autophagy-related key regulator. The record is from RefSeq and is a predicted model, not a curated record. Gene Ontology annotation, molecular function: protein-membrane adaptor activity; phosphatidylinositol 3-kinase regulator activity. Gene Ontology annotation, biological process: autophagosome membrane docking; autophagosome assembly; mitophagy. Gene Ontology annotation, cellular component: phosphatidylinositol 3-kinase complex, class III; extrinsic component of phagophore assembly site membrane; autophagosome. NCBI's taxonomy places the organism in Eukaryota, Metazoa, Cnidaria, Anthozoa, Scleractinia, Pocilloporidae.